Prosopis cineraria is the source of this 2967-nucleotide messenger RNA. RefSeq lists its product as uncharacterized. The coding region runs from base 521 to 2020 and encodes 499 amino acids. The record is from RefSeq and is a predicted model, not a curated record. The transcript has 15 exons. Gene Ontology annotation, cellular component: cell cortex; site of polarized growth. Gene Ontology annotation, biological process: cell morphogenesis. NCBI's taxonomy places the organism in Eukaryota, Viridiplantae, Streptophyta, Magnoliopsida, Fabales, Fabaceae.
AUUCCCUUUCCUUUGUUUUGUUAUGCCCCUCACGAUCUCCGUGCAUUAGCAGUUUAGCACAGGGGAAAUUGCUAGUGCACGUUAUUCCCCGGUAAAGACUUCACUAGCCAUUGGCAAGAGCAAGGAUCAUCUCGAUCAUUUCUUUUCUUCUAAUAGGGGGUUGAUUAAUUGGGUUCCAGCUAAUGCCAGGCCUACGCGACCAUAUCAGGAGAACAAUUAAUUAGAACGAAGAGAACACACUUCCACAAGGGAAAUCGAUGUUCUACUAUUAAUUUAAUGCCAGCGUACUCAUCCCGCGAUCAUCACCGGAGAAUUGAAGGUGGUCUCUGUCUUGAGGUCAGAUCCAUGUGAAGUCUCUCAGCUCUGGAGACCAGUCAAACAAAAAAAAAAAAAAAAGCUUGUACUUUUGCGGUUUCCACCUCAGUUCUGUCUGCAAGGGCAAUGCCGUUGUAGAGUCCCAGAAGUGAAUGCAAGGCGGAUGCUCUAAAGUGGGAUUGGUAGGAAAUCUUCCGAAAAUUCAAUGAAGGCAGGGAGUGCUGCGAAGUUGAUAGUGGAUGCCCUACUCCAGCGGUUCCUUCCACUUGCCCGGCGUCGUAUUGAAACCGCUCAAGCUCAGGAUGGACAAUACCUACGGCCAUCUGACCCGGCUUACGAGCAAGUACUGGAUUCCUUGGCUAUGGUUGCUCGACAUACACCUGUACCAUUACUGGAAGCAUUACUGAGAUGGAGAGACAGCGAAUCCCCAAAGGGUGCAAAUGAUGCGUCUACAUUCCAAAGAAAGCUUGCAGUAGAGUGCAUUUUCUGCUCAGCAUGUAUCCGCUUUGUGGAGUGCUGUCCGCAGGAGGGGCUUACUGAGAAGCUGUGGUCUGGGCUUGAAAAUUUUGUUUUCGACUGGCUAAUAAAUGCUGACAGGGUUGUUAGCCAGGUUGAAUAUCCCUCAUUGGUUGAUCUGAGGGGGCUUCUUUUGGACCUAGUUGCUCAACUCUUGGGUGCUUUAUCACGUAUCAGGUUUAGUUCUGUGACUGAGCGGUUUUUCAUGGAACUUAAUACACGUCGAAUUGACACUAAUGUUGCCAGAAGUGAAACACUUAGCAUCAUUAAUGGAAUGCGUUACCUGAAACUGGGGGUUAAAACGGAGGGUGGAUUGAAUGCAUCUGCAUCUUUUGUGGCCAAAGCAAACCCUUUAAACCGUGCCCCACAUAAACGCAAAAGUGAACUUCACCAUGCUUUAUGCAAUAUGCUGUCAAAUAUCCUAGCACCCCUUGCAGAUGGCGGGAAAAGCCAGUGGCCACCUUCUGGUGUAGAGCCGGCACUUACAUUCUGGUACGAAGCUGUUGGACGUAUAAGAAGUCAGCUUGUGCAUUGGAUGGAUAAACAGAGCAAACACAUUGCUGUUGGUUACCCGUUGGUGAUUCUCCUUCUUUGCCUUGGUGAUCCUCAAAUAUUCUACACUAACUUAAGUCCUCACAUGGAGCAACUCUACAAGCUUCUUAAAGAUAAGAAUCACCGCUUCAUGGCUUUGGAUUGUCUUCAUCGAGUUUUAAAAUUUUACUUGAGUGUCCAUGCGGCUAACCAGGCCCCAAAUCGUAUAUGGGACUACCUCGACAGUGUAACCUCACAACUCUUAACAGUUCUAAGGAAAGGAAUGCUUACUCAGGAUGUCCAACAUGAUAAACUUGUUGAGUUUUGUGUAACGAUAGCUGAACAUAAUCUUGAUUUUGCUAUGAAUCACAUGUUACUAGAAUUGCUCAAACAAGACAGCCUUAGUGAAGCAAAGGUUAUUGGCCUUCGUGCUUUGCUUGCUAUUGUCAUGCUGCCUUCUGGUCAGUAUGUGGGUUUGGAUAUUUUUAAAGCAGGUCAUGAUAUUGGCCACUACAUUCCCAAAGUGAAAGCUGCCAUUGAGUCUAUACUAAGGUCAUGUCAUAGAACAUACAGUCAAGCACUGUUGACAUCUUCAAAGACCACAAUAGAUGCUGUAACCAAGGAAAGGUCUCAGGGUAUCUAUUCCGCUCUGUGUUAAAGUGCAUCCCAUAUCUAAUAGAAGAAGUUGGACGAAGUGAUAAAAUCACUGAAAUAAUUCCCCAACAUGGCAUAAGUAUUGACCCUGGUGUUCGCGAGGAAGCAGUACAAGUACUAAACCGCAUUGUGAAAUACCUACCCCAUCGUCGUUUUGCCGUAAUGAAGGGGAUGGCCAACUUCAUAUUACGACUUCCAGAUGAAUUCCCUCUUCUCAUUCAAACGUCAUUAGGACGCCUGCUGGAACUAAUGCGUUUUUGGAGAUCUUGUCUAAUAGAUGACAGAAUGCAAAAUGAUGCUCAAGAUGCCAGGCCUCUGGGGCAUGAAGCUGAGAGAUUUAGAAAGUCUUCCUUCCAACACAUGGGAGAAGCAAUUGAAUUUCGUGCAUCAGAAAUUGAUGCAGUUGGUGUAAUUUUCCUUGCAUCUGUUGAUAGUCAAAUUAGGCAUACAGCAUUAGAAUUAUGCGGUGUGUCCGGGCCUUGAGAAAUGAUAUCAGGGACCUGAGGAUUGAGCUGCCAAAUCAUCUUCUGAAAUAUGAAGCUGAGCCAAUAUUUAUUAUUGAUGUUCUAGAAGAACAUGGGGAUGAGAUUGUCCAGAACUGCUACUGGGAUUCAGGGCGACCUUUUGAUUUGAGAAGAGAAUCUGAUGCCAUUCCCCCUGAAGUGACGCUUCAAUCUAUAAUAUUUGAGAGCCCUGAUAAGAACAGGUGGGCUCGAUGUCUUAGUGAGCUUGUCAAAUAUGCUGCUGAGCUUUGUCCAAGCUCUGUCCUGGAAGCAAAGAUAGAGGUUAUGCAGCGUCUUGCUCAUAUUACCCCAAUUGAGUUGGGUGGAAAGGCUCAUCCAUCGCAGGAUGCUGAUAAUAAACUGGAGCAGUGGCUCAUGUAUGCUAUGUUUGUCUGUUCAUGUCCACCAGCUGCUCGAGAAUCUGGUGGAACUGUAGUAACCAAAGAAC